This is a messenger RNA of Macrosiphum euphorbiae (potato aphid), 1926 nucleotides long. The record is from the annotation of a GenBank genome assembly. Lineage: Eukaryota; Metazoa; Arthropoda; Insecta; Hemiptera; Aphididae.
AUGGGUAUUCCCGGUUUGACAUCAUUUAUAAAUCGUAAUUCAAAUCAAUAUUUUGAAAAUCUACAACUCAAAGACACUUUAGUUAUAAUAGAUGGUUAUGCUUUAACAAAUUUUCUAUACAGAUUGUAUGAAGGCCAAACAAGCGCUUUCGGCGGAGAUUAUGAUGUUUUAGCCAAGGUUUAUACUGAUUUUAUUAACUUGUUAACGAGAUGCAAUGUAACACCAAUUUUUGUAUUUGAUGGUGCCUAUGAACAGCGGAAAAUAGAAACAAUCAUGAGUCGAAUGAGCCAGAGAAUACAAUCUUACGGCCAACCAAUGAAGUCUGCUGAAUGUAUGCCAAUGUUUGGUAGUGAUGUUAUAUUUGACAUUCUUAAUGAUAUGGACAUACCACAUAUAAAUUGUGAUUUUGAAGCUGAUUCGGAGAUCGUGGCAUUGGCUAAGUUAUUAGAUUGUCCUGUUAUAAGUCGUGAUUCUGAUUUUUAUAUAAAUACAGUACCGUAUAUACCAUUGGACAAGAUUAUCCUUGAUUUAGAUUCUAAUAUAAAAGUAAUGAAUUGUCAGGUAUAUAAAGUUGAAAAAUUACUGAGUGAAUUUGGUGGUUUAAAUCUUGACUAUUUACCUUUAGUGGCUGCACUAUUAGGUAAUGAUUACAUAAGACAAGACACAUUUUCUUCGCUUUUACGAAUAAACCCAGGGUGUUUCAACUGUGGAUUGAAACUUAAACGAAUCACAGAAUGGCUUAGAAAACAACAUGAUAUAAAAUCAGCUGUAUCAAAUAUGACUUAUAAUUUAUCUCGCAAUAGUAACUAUAUCAAAAAUCAAAUAAACAACAUCAUAAACGACUAUAAAAAUAUGAAUAGCAAAUACUUAUCAUUCAUUCUUCAAUAUAAAAAGAUGAGCGCAUAUACCGAUCGAUUAAGACAUUUAAAACCAAACGGAAAAAGUAUACUACCUUCUUGGUUAGAGUAUAACUAUCGUAGAGGUACUGUAAAUGCCGAAGUUAUGACUAUCGUAACAUUAAAAAAAAUAUUUUUUAAAGUACAAAUUGAAGAUUAUGAAAAAGUACCUUACUAUGAAAUUUCCUUCAAAAUUAUGGAAAGAAUAAUUGGAUUAUUGUUUGGAAAAUGUGAAUCGAUUCCCACUUUAGGAAGAAAAAAUGGACUUAAUAUAGGUCAAUACAAAAUAAAACCAUAUAUAACUAAUCCUUAUGUACCGUUAAAUGAUAUAAAUAAGAGUGAAUUAGUAUACCGCAAAAAUAUAAUUUUAAAUUUGGUUGGUAUAAAAAAACUUGAUGGUGUUCCAAAAGAUAUGGAGUUAUUUGUUUUGGUUUUAAUUUACUGGGCAGUACAUACCAAUAAUAUUAAAUCCAAACACAUGCAUGCCUUAAUUGUAUGUGCAAUAAUAUUUAAUGUCAUCAAAAAAAUUGUAAUUGAUCCGAAAAACAAAAAAACUGAAGAUAAUAAUGGCAAAAGUGUUAUAGAAGAAAAUAUUACUAAAGUGAAUAAAGAAGAUUGUUUAGAAGCCAUGAGUGUGUUAUCAAAUUAUUUUCAAGUUAGUCAAUAUUAUAACGACAAGAAUUUAUAUUACAAGAUUAUUCACUCAUUUGCACAAUUUCAGAGUUGUGUUUAUUUUUUUAUGAUUCUCAACUCAUUGCUGGACUUCCCAUUUGAUCAGUGUCGUAUAGAAAAUUUUUAUAAAGGGACAUUUUUGUAUAAUUUAUGUGUACAAAUGGAAAAUUGUGAUCCAGAAGUAUUUGUAUCAAGUAAACUGUUUAAAAAAUUAGAUUCAUUAAAUAAUGUUUACAAAUCAAUAAUUGAACAUAUAAAUGUACUUUUGCCAGUUCCAAAAAAAAGAGCAACUGUAACACAGGACACCAAUAACAGUUCAAGAUCCAAAGGCAAAAAAACACAGAAAAAUCAAAAAUAA